Messenger RNA from Osmia bicornis bicornis, 7602 nucleotides. It is a transcript of the gene Prosap, whose product is annotated as SH3 and multiple ankyrin repeat domains protein 3. The transcript has 18 exons. Lineage: Eukaryota; Metazoa; Arthropoda; Insecta; Hymenoptera; Megachilidae. Gene Ontology annotation, molecular function: synaptic receptor adaptor activity; ionotropic glutamate receptor binding. Bases 539 to 5560 code for a protein of 1673 amino acids. Gene Ontology annotation, cellular component: postsynaptic density; dendritic spine; postsynaptic membrane. The record is from RefSeq and is a predicted model, not a curated record.
GUCGUCAGUUCUUCUUCUUGCGUCGAACCGAACGGUUCCACGCGACGUUUCAUCGAUUUUCUUUCGUUUCGAUUCCUUAGUCGUUCAUUUUUUUCCUGGUGCAUCGCAUCAUCGCGAAACAGUUGCCGAGAGAGGACGGAAGAGAUCAUCGUUUCGACGUGUUUCGAAAAGUGACGGAAAGUAUCCGCUCAUGGAAACGGGUUUUCACUCGAUUGUGAUAGAUUUCAUGUAUUCUAACGACUAUUACAGUGGAUCGCGAAGGUGGACGUCGCAUCGUUUCCGGUCUCGACGCUGGAUUCUCCAGGGACGCGGUGAACUUGUUAUCGAACGGAAUCUUCCCGAUGACGGAAGAGCUCCAAGACAGAGAUGGGUUUAUUUUACGGAUCACGGAUGUUCGAAUAGAUAUCACGGUGCAGCCUUGUGACAGUAUGCUGCGUUCGCCGCACCGUCCUCCACCGUGUCCGACCGGCAAGAUUGUGCUCCGAUUAUGAUGUGAGCCUGUGAAGGUGGAAUCCCCGAGAACCGCGAGGUCCUCGCAAUGGAGGCGGGACCGAAGCAACAGCAACAACAACAGCAGCCGCAGUCGCAGCAGCAACAGCAACAACAGCAAUCGCAGCAACAGCAACAAUUACAAAAUUCGUCGCCUGCUGGAACGGGACAGACUCCUACACAGGCUACGAGUCCGCAAGGAGGGCAGAAUCAAGGCCAAGCUCAAGGACAACAGAAUCAAGAUGCAGUUGCAGUCGCAGCUGCAACUGCGGAGGCAGGACCGGUCGAGGAGGGAGUCCUUCUCGCCAGGGUCCACGUCCCGGAGCUUUACGUCAGCAAGUGUCUUCAAUUCCCGAAGGAUCAGCUGGUCUGGGACGUAAAGCAGCAAUGUCUCGCAUCCUUGCCAAAGGUGGCCACUUGGUACAGGGAGCUGAAGGAAAGCUUCAAUUACGGCUUGUUCUGUCCGCCGGUGAAUGGAAAAGCCGGAAAAUUCUUGGACGAGGAACGUCGCCUGGGCGAUUAUCCCUUCAAUGGACCCGUCGGCUACUUGGAGCUCAAGUACAAAAGGCGGGUCUACAAGAUGCUGCAUCUGGACGAGAAACAGCUGAAGGCGAUGCACACGCGAACGAACCUGCGAAGGUUACUGGAAUACGUGGCAAACAGCCAGGUGGAGAAGAUCGCCAAGAUGUGCAGCAAGGGUCUAGAUCCUAAUUUCCAUUGCCAGGAAACCGGAGAAACUCCAUUAACCUUGGCUACCACUUUGAAGAAGCCGUCGAAGGUGAUAAUAGCCCUGGUGAACGGAGGCGCCCUGUUGGAUUAUCGAACGAAGGAGGGUUUGACGGCGAUGCAUCGAGCCGUCGAGAGGAACAGUUUAGAGGCGGUGAAAACGUUACUCGAACUUGGCGCCAGUCCAAAUUACAAAGACACCAAGGGGCUGACGCCGCUUUAUUACAGCGUUAUUUACAAAACUGAUCCGAUGCUCUGCGAAACGCUGCUCCACGAUCACGCCACCAUUGGCGCUCAGGAUCUGCAGGGCUGGCAGGAAGUGCAUCAGGCCUGCCGCAACAACCUGGUCCAGCACCUGGAUCACUUGCUUUUUUACGGCGCCGACAUGAACGCGCGUAACGCAUCCGGUAAUACACCGUUGCACGUUUGCGCAGUGAACAAUACGGACUCCUCUUGUAUACGCCAGUUGCUGUUCAGAGGUGCCCAGAAAGACAGUUUGAAUUACGCGAACCAAACACCGUACCAGGUAGCCGUGAUCGCUGGGAACAUGGAGUUAGCCGAGGUCAUCAAGAACUAUCAGCCAGAAGAAGUUGUACCGUUUAAAGGGCCGCCACGCUACAACCCGAAACGACGCUCGGUGGCCUUUGGCGGCGCGUCCACGAUGACCACGAGCUGUUCGGCCAGUAACUUGGGCACCCUCACCAGGAUACCGUCCGCCGAACAACAGCAUCACAUCGCUUCCGGAACGACCGCAUCCGGCGGUCCUAGCCUCACCAGAACGAUCUCGGUGGAGCAGUACACGUCGAGCAUCAACGCGGUCACGAGAGUACCGUCCGCCGAGCAAUACGCGACCGGCAACCUCACCAGAGUACCGUCCACCGAACAACAACAGUACCUAUCCACCGGUACGCUGAACAGAGUACCGUCCGGCGAACAAUACGCCAGCCCGAUCGCGGCCACGACCGCUUCUACCACCGUUACCAGGCUCAUCUCCUCUGACCAAUACACCGUGGGUACCGGUACGCUAACCAGAGUACCGUCCACCGAACAAUACCCGACCGGUACGCUAAGCAGAGUACCGUCCACCGAGCAGUAUCCGAGCAGAGGUUUGUCCGGUGACCAAUACACCGGCACGACCGGCUCGAUCGCGAGGACCGAGUCGCAUCACGGCAGCCUCGCCAGAGUACCGUCCAUCGACACAACCAGAAACGACCUACAAAGAAUACCGUCCGAGCAACACAUGGCCACCGGCAGAUCCCUCGAGCAGAACGGCCAUCGGAUCACGUCGGAGUACCAGAGCCCGAAUUCGCUGAGGGAUCCUAACGCGAGAUUACCAGCGACCACGGAGAACUAUCAGAACGUAAGAUUGGAGGGGCUGACAAGGCUGCAAGAACACCGUCUCGAGCUUCAACACCGUCUCGACUUGCAUAGAACGAUGGAGAUGCCGCCGUCGCCGUCGCCGAGCAGCAGGAGUCUAGCUCCUUUCAGCUCGGCUAGCUCGAGCCUAUCCGAAGGCAGCAAUCAACCGUCCGGCGAAGAUUCCGCCAGCAUCGUCACAGACAAGAGCCUGGGUGACACAGCCUCCGAUGUGAUCAGCGACAGUUCCGGAGUUGGCACCUCUCAGUCGGACACCACCAAUUCCCUCUCCAUCCCUGGAACUACCGUCGUCUGCGUUGAAAGCUACAACAGCGGGAUCCUGGGACAUCUGAACAUCAAUCAAGGAGACAUCCUCGAAGUCACGGGAGCUACCGACUGUGGUCUUCUCGAAGGAGUCCUUCGCGGUCAGGGCACGGGUCUAUUUCCUGCACACUGCGUGCAGGAAGUUAGACUUCGCCAUACGAACAUCCCGUUGGGUCCUCAGCCGGCCAGGGAUGGACGUAACAGAGUAUUGGGCCGCAGAGAAUCGCAGCACAAGUAUUUCGCUACUGCUCCUAGAUUGAAGAAACCAGUUACGUCCGAACCUCGUACCGUGGUGCUGCAUCGCUCGAGGAAAGGAUUCGGUUUCGUGCUACGAGGCGCGAAGGCAACUUCGCCUUUGAUGGAACUGACGCCGUCUGCCAGGUACCCCGCCUUGCAGUACCUCGACGACGUGGAUCAAGGAGGAGUGGCCGACCUGGCUGGUCUUCGAAAAGGGGACUUCCUCAUUCAAAUCAACGGCGAGGAUGUCACAACGGCGUCUCACGAGCACGUGGUCGACUUGAUCAGAAAAUCCGGGGAGCUGGUCCGAAUGACGGUGGUCUCCCCGGUUAUUAGCCUUCCGAAUUCGCAAUCGGCAGCCCUGCUGCCAACUAGUCAACCCAUUCAGAGACAAUACGCGACCCUACCGCGUAAAGGUAACAACAACGUGGUGAUCGGUGGUACCCUAGGUAGAUCGCCGGCUCCCAUGCCACCUCGAAGAGAUCCGAAGACCACUCUGAGCGUCGGUCGAGCGCGAGCAAGAUCGAUGGUCGCUGGACUAGAAGGUGGCGGCGAGAGGGACGAUCGCGACGAGAUAACAUCGACCGGUGCGAAAUCUAGUAGCGCCGAGUCGAUUCAUCUUCCUCAGCAACCAUCGACAGGACCCAACACCGGACAAAACACACCUGUGCAACCAAGAACGGCCAGUAUUCGAUCGAGACCAACCUCCAGCAGGAUCACCGCCGCUGAACUGGAGGAACUGUUUCAGCGGCAGCAAGGUAGUACCAGUGGUCAGUACAGCUCGUCCAUGAUGAGCUCUCACUUUCAAACUGGUCAAGCUACCAAGUCGCAUCCUUCCUCGCCUGCAAAGACCGGAAGGGUAUACGCGAGCGUAGCGGAAAUGAAACGCAAAGGCAAAUCAAAUUCGAGGGUGCGCUUCUUCGGCGGAUUAGGCGGUGGUUCCGACCUUCACCGAGAUUUCCAUAGUACCCCGGACUUAAACGUUCAGGCGCAGUCGUCUAUUUUAGCUCCGAAAGGGCAUAGAAGUCAAGAGGAUGUGAACGCGUUAAAUGGCAGAAACGGUCUUCCACCACCGAAUCAUCCACCGCCUCCACCACCGGUUGGCCAAGUGGUCAAAGUGAACGUGGGCGCGAACGUGCCGGAUGUAGUUACACCGGCCUCCGUGUACGAUAACAUGGCUCACAUACAGCAAGUCAAAGAACUGGCAGCCGCAACAGCAGAUGGAAGCUACGGCGUGAUGUCAAGCUUCCGGCCAUCGAACAGCGCAAAGCUGUACGCUUCGCCGGAAGACAUGAAGACCGUGGGCUACCGUUCCCGUAGCCUUCCGGCUCACACGACUCGCUGUCACGUAAGGAAGUCUCACAGCCUGCGUACACCGAACAACACAACGUUCAAACCGUUGAACAACCAACAAGCCGUGAACAACACCGUCAGCAACAACAACCAGGUGAACAACAAUCAAUCGGCGAACAAUCAGUACGCGCAACCACUGAAGACCAAUCGAAGUCACAGCACAGCCGGCAUCAGGGAACGAAAGAAGAAGGUGAUUGGUACCAGUUCUUCGAUUACGAAUCUAGCUUCGGUAGCGAACAACAACACUGGAAAUACGGUCGCGAACGCCGCGCCUCCGAUUCCGGAACCGGAUUACAGUCUGUCCGAGUCCGAGAACGACGAGGGUGAGGAGGAGACAGACGACGACGCGGAAUCAGAGAUCGCGAAGGAACUGGAGAAAGCAGCAGCGAGGGAGAAACUUGAAUCCACCAAAGAAACGUCAGGCAACUCGAACACUUCUGGCUCAAGUUCAUCCGGCAGCAGUUCGUUGCCGCAUUCGUUCAGCGUUGAAGAAAUUCAAAAAGUCAGGACACAAUUGAAGUCAUCGAAGAGUCAUCCAAACGACUUCCUGUUGCAGCAGACGCAGCAGUCUUUGGUGGAGGACGGGGACAACAGCUCGAGCGGUGUCAGCUCCGAUCAGGAUGUACCUGUCGGUCCUCCUACCGGUUUCGACGACACCGCCGCGAGGAACUUGGCGAACGAAACGACACAGCAUUCGAGUACAGUGCUGUCGGUCAGCAGCGGCGAGAAAGAAACGAAUCCCAAGAGAAGCAGCUACGCUGGCAGCGGAUUGCUAACCAGACACGCGGUCAGUUUGGCCCAGCUACCGCCGCCCAUUGAAGCCGAUGCCGAAGAACAGAGCAGCGACCUAUUCGUACCACCACCGCCGGAAUUCAACGCUGGUCCCUCAGCUGGAAACGCGGACGAGUUGGUAUUCGCUCCUCCUCCUCAGUUCUGCGACAACAAACAACAGCAAUCACAGCAGCAGCAGCAGCAACAGCAACAGCAACAGAAUCGCGUGAAAAUAAUUGGCGCUAUACCGAAGGUUACCAACAGUCAGGUAAAGGCUUCCGGUGGCCGGUUGCACAAUCAGUAAAAGUAUCGUCGCUGACAGUCGCCGAUGAAAACACGAUAGGAUCGCCAGAGUCAAUUUAAUAUCUUUCCAUUUAACCUCUUUCCUUCGUGUAGAAAAUAAAAACAGAGUUCUUUCGAUCGUUCAAAGUAUCCACUGUUUUUGCAAUAAAUUUUUCAACCAGCAGGAACAUUCGUCGAGGUAAAAGGCAGUUUUUUAAGGAACCGGAGUCUCUGUAUCCGUACACUCUUAAGGUUCGAGCGUCGCGUUGCUCGGAUCCGUGGUAGUUGAAGGUAUUCGAUGAAUUUGUAAAACCUACAGAUUAAUAGUAGAUUUAAAGGUGCGAUACUUUCUACUUCGCACCGUUUCAACAAAGUCCCGUAGCCGUCUCGUGGAAUGGCCUAAGGGGUGAACGAGAAAGAAGAAGAUCCACAAACCGUACUGUAGCUCGUAUAAUUAGAAGAUGAGAGAAAGAGAGAGAGAGAGAGAGUUCUAUGCGAUAACACGCGCGAGUGGAUGUGUGCGUGAGAUGUAUUGAACGAACGAAAGCGUAGAGUAUAUCGGUUUGUUUUUCAUGUUUCUAUCAAAGUACGAAGCGUGUUUAAUACUUUUACAUGUAAUAACGACCUUUGCCCCUAAACGCCGUUAACUUCUCUCAUUCCACCGAAUCAGACACACGGAACAGGCAUUUUCGACGAAGCAACGCGCAUCGUAACUGUUCGCAACACGAUUUCGACGUCGUUCGAUAUCUGUCUUUUCUUUUCUAUUAAUUUUUAUAUUUUUCAUUGUUUUUUUUUUUUUUUUUUUUUUUUUUUUAAAUAAGCGAACUCGUCGAAGUUGCCAGUAAUCGUUGAGUAGUUUAGCUAGCGAAACGCGCGAUUACGUUUCACCAAGCGUCUAGACACUACCGCUCAAGAGCCUAAUUUACAUUGUUCUACUCGCAAAGUCAUUAGAGAUUGUUUCUAGUUUAUAAUAACGAGUAAUAGAGCAUCUUAAACGGUGAGCUGAUGAAGUUUAAUCCGUAAAGCUCGCGAUCGCGUUUGAUAGAAGGCGCACUUGUACUACGUUAACGCACCACCAUUAUUCAGCUUGUAAGAUAGAAAUCGUAUUCCUUCCAUUCGAAGUCAAGCCGCCGGGAGCCGCGAGACGCGUCGCUGAUUUCACGAGGAGUUUCAUAGAUCAAGCGACGCGACAAUUGCCCGAAAAGAAAAUCAAAAGCAAAGAUAUGCCUACAGGAUGUUACAAAAGUAAUGAUCAUGGUUUAUAAAACUUAUUACCUAUGAAUUUGAUUAAGAAUUUGAAAUGUGGUAGGCUUAUUUUUGGGACAUAGUUUCUUUAGAAUUUUUUCAUAUUUAUAUUAGGGAAUUUUCAAAAGUUCCUUUAGAACUAUCAUACUUUUAAUUUGCUUUACUCUUUGCCCUUCAGUUUCGUAGUCUUAAUUAAUCUUGGGGACUUGGUUUGAUUACUACUUUCAAAACACCCUGUACCCGUAAUAGAUUUAUCUCCUGUACAUAGGAAUGAUGUCGAAUGGACAAUUACUUGAAUGUUUGAACGAAGGAUAAAGCAUGAUCUCGCGGCUCUCGGCCACACUGCUACACAUUGUAUAUAAUUGCUACGUAUUGAAUAUCUUAAUAACGAUGGGAACGAUUAUUAUCAAUCAAUCAGUUUCACAAUCAACGCGUUAAUUAGAUCAAUAAGCCCGCGGUUAUCCAUUGAAAAUGCAACGUCCUUCCUAAUUAUUGUUUCUAUGCCUUUUCAAGUUCAAUCAUAUUCAUAGACAGACAGCGAAAUAUUGAUAAUUAAGUCAGCGCACAUGCUUGUGUUUGAAGCAUGAACGAAAGAAACAGUUUCUCGAGUCGAGGGUGAAUCGUUCUAAAGAUAAGUAUUAAAUGUUCCUUAGAUAUAUUUUAUCGUUUGUUUCCGAUCGGUAAACACGAAAUGAAAAUGAUCGCCGAUAUUGUAUGUCGUCGUCUGUGAAGCUCGAUCGACUGGUUGAUUCGGGUCAGUAAAGCAAUAUUGUACGCAUUACAACGGCUCGUGUAAACAAUAAACCGUUUCAGAAUGGA